AUGAAAAGUGUAUCCUAUGUUAAAAAUAACUUCUGUAAAAACAAGGUCCUCCUUGCUCAGUACACCUACUCGAUCACUCCGACUAACAGCAAACUGCGGUGCGCCUUCAAAUGCUCUCAAGAUGAAAACUGUCUGUCGUUCCAUUUUGAGAAAUCUUCUCUCAGCUGUCACCUCAACAUGCAAUCAUCAACAGAGAACUGUGUUACCAUGACAACCAACACAGAUGCUAUUCACUUUGACAAGGUUAAACCUUCGAUUGUCUGUUUACACGGUGGACUGGACAUUAACGGAACCUGCAGGUGCGUGAACGGCUUUGUCGGGCCCACGUGUGGACGUCUCAUGACUGACUGUUCCGAAGGGUACACCUACGGUUAUGCUAAUGACGCUGUUUACAAUAUUCAGCCUCCAUAUACCACUACGUCAUUUCCGGUUAGUUGUACUAUGAACUAUGGCGGCAGGACUAUUUUACAAUAUCGAUUCGACACGCAGCUUAAUUUCUACCGCAACUGGACCGAUUAUCGUGAUGGGUUUGGAUCGCUGGAUUCAGAUUUCUGGCUAGGUCUGGAGAACAUUUAUCAGAUUGUGAGACAUCGUACUUUUGAAAUUAGGUUCCACAUGUCACUUGAAAACGGAACUUACUACCAGCAGCGAUUCUUCGACUUCAACAUAACUGACGAGACCGGUGGAUAUGCGAUGUAUUUCUCACACAACAUGCCCAGCAGUUCAAACGCUCUCGGCGAUUCGCUGUCCACACUCAACGGGUCAAAGUUCAGCACUUGGGACGUCGACAAUGACAACUGGUCAAACGGAAGCUGCGCACAACUGUACGAAAGUGGGUUUUGGUUCAAUAACUGCGCAGGUUGCAACCCUAACGGUCGACUGUUGAGACCUGCGGACGGGAAGAGGACGAACGACGAAUCCGAGGUGUUCUGGACGUACGACCUCGACGACAACGCCCCCUACAACAUCUACAUCUGGCUCCUGGCGGUGUGA
Messenger RNA from Gigantopelta aegis, 993 nucleotides. RefSeq names its product microfibril-associated glycoprotein 4-like. NCBI's taxonomy places the organism in Eukaryota, Metazoa, Mollusca, Gastropoda, Neomphalida, Peltospiridae. The transcript has 3 exons. The record is from RefSeq and is a predicted model, not a curated record. Bases 1 to 993 code for a protein of 330 amino acids.